Telopea speciosissima is the source of this 817-nucleotide messenger RNA. RefSeq names its product light-harvesting complex-like protein OHP2, chloroplastic. The transcript is spliced from 2 exons. Gene Ontology annotation, cellular component: chloroplast thylakoid membrane. NCBI's taxonomy places the organism in Eukaryota, Viridiplantae, Streptophyta, Magnoliopsida, Proteales, Proteaceae. The record is from RefSeq and is a predicted model, not a curated record. Bases 43 to 603 code for a protein of 186 amino acids.
CAGGGCAACGAAACUUUCUGAGCCACACAGUGGGAAAAAAAGAUGUCUGUAGCGUCGUCUUCAAUUCCCUGUGUUAAAAUCUCAAGUUCUUCUCCCUCAGCCACAACGACCUGCCCUUCAUCGUCGUCAUCUUCUUCUUCCUUUAAAUUCUCUUCUACUAAGCCUUUCAUUACCAUAAGGAAUUCAAAUGCCGAAGGUCCAAUCCGAAGACCAGUUGCCCCUCCUCUGAGACAACCCUUUGUUCCUGUCAAACCCGUCCCUCCAUCUCUCUCUCCGUCGCCUCCCUCUCCCUCUCCACCUUCAGCCCCUUCGAAGCCGGUCUCAGUGACUGGGGUCUCGCAAGUAUCGGAUUCUAAUGUAAUCACUAUGGAGUUUCAGAGGAAGAUGGCCAAAGAGCUUCAGGAGUACUUUCGGCAGAAUAAGCUCGAAAAAGCGGACCAAGGACCCUUUUUUGGAUUCAUUGGGAAGAACGAAAUUUCUAAUGGCAGAUGGGCAAUGUUUGGUUUUGCAGUUGGGCUGCUAACAGAGUACGCAACAGGUUCAGAUUUUGUUGAUCAAGUGAAGGUCCUUCUCUCCAAUUUUGGGAUACUAGAUCUGGAUUGAUUCUUCUGCUUGAUCUUCAUCACCAUUAUUCCCUUCUCAUUGUUGUAAUUGUUGUAUGCAUAUUCAAUUUAUGUUCUGUAACCUUUCGGUGAUUCACUGUAACUUCACUGGAUUUGAUUAUCUUACAAUGUAUCUUCACUAUUCAUUUUAACUGUAAGAAUGUAUAAGCUCCUUAUUUUUGCUAUUCUUCAAAAUCAUCCUUUUUAUGCUUAAA